Messenger RNA from Anastrepha obliqua, 1186 nucleotides. It is a transcript of the gene Cp38, whose product is annotated as chorion protein S38. The transcript has 2 exons. NCBI's taxonomy places the organism in Eukaryota, Metazoa, Arthropoda, Insecta, Diptera, Tephritidae. The record is from RefSeq and is a predicted model, not a curated record. The coding region runs from base 146 to 1018 and encodes 290 amino acids.
GCUGACCAAUUGGCCACAGUCAGCUAACGGUGCUCUUGCCUUGAGAACACAAAAACAUAUCAAAACAAGAGAUAUUCAACGCAAGGCGUGAACAAGUUCCGCAAUCCAUAGCAACAUCAUCCCCCAGUACACGACUAGCGACAUAAUGAACCGCUUUCAACACCUGCUUUACGUGUGGUCCAUCGCAUUGAUUGCGUGCAGCACCACAGCCUAUGCUUCGUAUGGAUCACAAGGACUAUCUGGUGGUUAUGGUGGUGGUGGCGGCGGUGGCGGCAGUGGCGGCAGUGGUGGCAUAAGCGGUAGUGGCGGCAUUGGCGCCAUUGGCGGCAGUGGCGGCAGUGGCAGCAAUGGUGAUACGCUCAGUGGCAUCAUCCAAGGCAUCGGCGGAUCUGGUGCUAUUGAAGGUGAUGGGAAUGGUGUACCAUCUCCCUGCGGUAAAGUCCAUCCUUCCCAAAACAUCCCUUACUCCUUAGGACAACGUGCCAGUGUCAGCUCAUCUAUUACGUAUCCACAAAACAAGGGUGAAAUACUUAUCCAUCGCCCUGCCGCUAUUAUCGUGAAACGACCACCUACUAAAGUCUUGGUCAAUCAUCCCCCACUAGUUGUGAAACCUGCACCAGUUGUCUUGCACAAACCUCCAGCAGUAGUGUUGCGCAAGGUCUACGUUAAGCAUCACCCACGUCCAGUUAAGGUGGAGCCUGUCUAUGUGAACGUUGUCAAACCACCAGCAGAAAAAUAUUUCGUUAACGAGAAGCAACAAGCUGCUUAUAAUAGCGGUUACGGUGGCGCAGCUGGUGCCAGUGGUGCUGCAAAUAACGCGAACGCCGAAGCUGAAGCCGCUGGAUACCAGCUAUUGCAGGGAUCUGGAUUGUCUGCUUUGGCUAAUAUUGCUACUUCAUCGAAAAACGGAUAUGAAAGCAAUCCAAGCAGUUACGCCGCUGGUGGUGGUGAGCAAGGUGGAUACAGCGGUGGUGGCUCCGCUCAGGGUGGCUAUGCUCCAUCAGCUUCACAAUACUAAGAUUUCUAUUUGAUAGAAAUUUUGCUCUGAAAUAAUUUACCUCUGGCUUAGGGUAAAAAACUAAGCCAUUGGGAAAUCAAUCUAACUACAGAUUGAAAGGUUAUGAACCUAAAACUUUUUUAUACUACACCAAAGAGUGUCAAUAAAACUUCUUUAUAAAAAACUGAA